CUGUGGGGCUGGAGCUGGAUUCAGCUGGUGGCUUCUCUCUGAUGGGGCCGGCUUGGCUGUGGCUGCUGGGAGCUGAGAUUCUGGCCUCAGUUCACUGUCAGCUGUUUUCCGCCCAUGGAGAGAAGAGUCUGGAGGAACUUUCCAUGCCCAGCCACCAGCGACUAGAGCCAGGCCCAGCCUACCACAAAGUCACACCCACCAUUACCAGUUUUGCUUUGCAUUUGUAUAAGCAACUGGCCACCAAGACACCAGGAAACAUCCUUUUCUCCCCAGUGAGCCUCUCCAGUACCCUGGCCCUGCUGUCUCUUGGGGCCCAUGGUGACACUCGGACUCAGAUCCUGCAGGGCCUGGGCUUCAACCUCACAGAGACCCCAGAAGCUGACAUCCACCGGGGCUUCCAGAGCCUUCUGAGUACCCUUGACCUGCCCAGCCCCAAACUGGAACUGAAGGUGGGGCACUCCCUGUUUCUCGACAAGCAGCUGAAACCCCAGCGGCAGUUCCUGGACAAGACCAGGGAGCUAUAUGGAGCCCUGGCCUUCUCUACCAACUUCACAGCUUGGGAGGCCACUGGAAGGCUGAUCAGUGACUUGGUGAAGAAACAGACCUAUGGGAGAGUGGUAGACUGCCUUCCAGACUUCAGCCACGAUACGCUUGUGGUUCUCACGAACUACCUCUUCUUCAAAGCCAAGUGGAAGCAUCCUUUUGACCGCUACCAGACCCGGAAGCAGGAUGGCUUCUCCACAAAUGAGAGGCCCAUGCCCCGCAUCCCCAUGAUGCAGCAGAGGGAAAUGCACAGGUUCCUGUAUGACCACGAGGCGGCCUGCACUGUCCUCCAGAUCGAGUACAGCGGCAAUGCUCUGCUGCUGCUGGUCCUCCCAGACCCCGGGAAAAUGCGACAGGUGGAGGCCGCCCUGCAGCCAGAGGUGCUGAGACGGUGGGGCCAAUUGUUCCUGCCCAGUCUGUUGGACUUACACUUGCCAAGGUUUUCGGUUUCUGGAACAUACAACCUGGAAGAGGUCCUUCCCCACCUUGGUCUCAGCAACCUGUUCAACACGGAAGCUGAUCUAUCAGGAAUCAUGGGGCAGCUCAACAAAACCAUCUCCCUGGUAUCACACAGGGCAGUGGUGGAAAUGAAUGAGAAGGGAACCGAGGCCGCCGCUGCCUCUGGCCUCGUCGCCUCCCAGCCCCUGUCUCUGAACAUGACAGCGGCCCCACAUGCCCAUUUCAAUAGGCCCUUCCUGCUGCUUCUCUGGGAGGUGACCACUCAGAGUCUGCUCUUCCUAGGAAAAGUGGUGAACCCUGCCGCGGGGUGA
This is a messenger RNA of Jaculus jaculus (lesser Egyptian jerboa), 1313 nucleotides long. It is a transcript of the gene Serpina11, whose product is annotated as serpin family A member 11. Gene Ontology annotation, biological process: negative regulation of endopeptidase activity. Gene Ontology annotation, molecular function: serine-type endopeptidase inhibitor activity. Lineage: Eukaryota; Metazoa; Chordata; Mammalia; Rodentia; Dipodidae. The coding region runs from base 42 to 1313 and encodes 423 amino acids. The record is from RefSeq and is a predicted model, not a curated record. The transcript has 5 exons.